AUGGCCUCGCGCUUCAAUGCCAGCAAGCUGUUCAUCCGCACGCGCUUCAACUACGAGAAGCUGCCUGGCGCCGACAGCCAGAGCUCCUCGCCGCUGCCGCUGUUCAGCAGCAAGUCAUGGCCCACUACCCGCGCCCGCCAGCCCUCGUGGGUCAACAAGGUGCAGCGCCCACGCUUCUCCAUGGCCCGCAUCUUGACCCUGCUCGUCACCGUCGCCGUCCUGGCCUCGAUGCUCGGCGGCGGCAUCUACCGCCGCCACAAGAUGCACAUGCAGCACGGUGGCGACGAGAGGAAACAGUACCACUGGGAGCACUACCCACGACUUUCGGGCUUCUGGAACGGCGUCCGCACCAUCGUCCCCUACGGCGACUGGGUCUCUGAGCAGGACUACGUCAAGUACUCGCAGAGCCCCAACCCCGAGGACAACAUCAAGCCCAAGUGGCCGCACAUGUCCAAGGACAACAAGGAGCCGCCCAUGGACCCGGUCCCCUUCAACCCCUACCCGUUCGAGUCCGAGGCCUACCUCAAGGACCACGACAAGGUCGAGACCUGCUACCUCGACGAGGACGAGAAGAUCGACCUCCCUGACAUCUACGCCUACCCCGGCAUCCCCCAGAACGCGACCGCUCCCUUCUUCGGCUCGUACGAGGAGCUCGGCAUGAACGACAAGGUUUGCUUCGAGCGAUUCGGCCGUCUCGGGCCCUACGGCUACUCUUACUCCCGAGAAGAGGGCGGCCUUGACAUGUCGGCCAAGUCCGAGAAGGCUGGCUCCGAGAAGAUCUGGAGCUGGGAGAAGAAGGUCGACUACCGCAAGGUCAAGUGGGCCGAUGCCCAGAAGCGAUGCCACGAGAAGAACAUGCACCGCUUCAAGAAGAAUGACACCGCGGCUGAGGGCGCCGGCCCCGCCAAGAAGAAGGUCUCUCGCCACGCCUACAUUCUCCGCACCUGGACAGGCUACAAGUACAGCGACUACCAGAUUCUCAGUCUCCGUGCCAUGAUCAGCGAGCUUGCACUCAAGUCUGGCGGCGAGUACGAUGUCCACUUCCUGAUCCACGUCAAGGACGACAGCAUCCCAAUCUGGUCGUCCGAGGAGAUUUACCAGAAGGUCAUCGAGGACAACCUGCCCAAGGAGUUCUGGGGCAUGGCUACUCUGUGGUCUGGCGCUCAGAUGCAGAUGUACUACCCCGAGCCUUUUCCCAACAACGUCUACAACCACGCCAAGGCGCCCGUCCACUCCGUCUACCGCAGUGCACACUUUGCCCUGCAGUGGUUCUCGCAGGCCCGCCCCGAGUACGACUUCUACUGGAACUGGGAGAUGGAUCUCCGUCUCACCGGUCACUACUACGAGUUCAACACCAAGAUUGGCGAAUUCGCCAAGAGACAGCCGCGCAAGGGUCUGUGGGAGCGUUCUUCGCGCUACUACAUCCCCGAGCUCCAUGGCUCUUGGAAGAACUUCACCGAGCUGGUCGAGGAGGAGCUCUACAACAGCGACGAAAAGCCCGUCUGGGGUCCUCCCAAGUUCGAGAACACUGGCAUGCUUCCCAGUCCCCCUGAGACUGAGCCACCCACAUCGUACCUCCAGGACAAUUACGAGUGGGGUGUUGGUGAAGAAGCCGACAUCAUCACCUUCAACCCCAUCUUCGACCCUGCCAAGACCAACUGGGUCUUCCGUGACGACGUCACCGGCUACGACCUUGAGCUCCCCGAACCCCCACGACGAUGCGCAAUCAUUACCGUUGCACGACUUUCAAAGCGUCUCUUGGACCUGAUGCACCGCGAGACGUACCUAAUGAAGCACCACAUGUUUCCCGAGAUGUGGCCGCCAACGGUUGCGUUCCACCACGGACUCAAAGCCGUCUACGCCAACCAUCCCGUCUACUUUGACCACAACUGGCCGCUUGAGGCCCUCGACGGAACCUACAACAAGCCGCCUAAGCCAACAGACAGCGUUUUUGGCUGGGGUGAGCACAAUCAGCUGGGCAACAGCUUCUACUACAACGCUGGCUUCUCUUCUGAAUGGUGGAGGAGAUGGCUCGGCUCGCGCGAGAACGACAAGGGCGGCCCAGCUGAGGAAGAGGCUGGCUCCGGUCGUCUCUGCAUGCGCCCGGCGCUGUUCCACCCCGUCAAGUACGAAAAGGGCUCAGAAUGA
Didymella exigua CBS 183.55 is the source of this 2148-nucleotide messenger RNA. RefSeq lists its product as uncharacterized. NCBI's taxonomy places the organism in Eukaryota, Fungi, Ascomycota, Dothideomycetes, Pleosporales, Didymellaceae. The transcript has 2 exons. The coding region runs from base 1 to 2148 and encodes 715 amino acids. The record is from RefSeq and is a predicted model, not a curated record.